AUGGGCUCCUCCACCGACGACAAGCCAGUCCCCAGGCCGUACAAGUGCCCCUACGUCCUCUGCGGCAGGGCCUUCUCCCGACUCGAGCACCAGACCCGCCACAUCCGCACCCACACCGGCGAGAAACCCUUUGUCUGCACCUUCCCCUCCUGCGAGAAACGCUUCUCAAGAUCAGACGAGCUCACCCGCCACUCCCGCAUACACAACAGCGACCACCCCCAUCCACAGCAGCAGCCCAAAAAGCCUGCAAAGCCAAAGCUCGACUUUCCCAUCUCCGAGGACACAACAUACCACCAUUCCCGCCCCACUGAUGACGCUGCCGCUCUCCGCGUAAAGAAGAAGGCUCGCAGUCGCGCCAAUAGCGAUGACGAGGAUGAAUCUUAUGCCCGCCCCACCGCCCUCAGCUCCUACGACCCUCCCCUCCCUCGCCGUGCCCACCCCGUAUCACAUCCUUCCGCAUUCACAACCCUAUCCUCCAUUGCCAUGGACGAAUUAUACGUCCUCGAGCGCCAAGAGGCCCUGCGCCGCGCAGAGUUCGAAGCUAGACACGCAGAGGCCUUGCGUCGUGCAGAGUCACAAACGCGGCAGCUGCAAGGAAUCAUCGAUGCACAUCCAAACUCACAGUCACGCCAUCGUCUCUCCAAAAGCGCAACAACAAGCCCGAUCAUGAGGAAUGCCCUCAAGCUCUCAUCUGCCGUACCCGAUGAGCGGAACUUUUUCGGCGUCUCCAGUGAGCGCGAUUGGCAGGGGCCACCGUUAUCUGCAUCCUCCUCCUCCCGCCCUUCCUCUGAAGAUAUCCAUCGCGUUGGAUCAAAGAGGCGUCUCAGUGGGCCGGCAUGGAUGGCCCCGCCCCAGCAGCAGCACGAUGCCCCAUUGGUCCAAUCUCGUUCCUCAGGGCACCUCGUCGAUAGCAUGCGCUCCGGUACCACCACUAAUCAUCACGCUAUCUGGCCCCAUCCUUAUCAUCACCCCAAUCACCAUCGGCACACAGGAGAGCGGUCCUCAGCCAACCGUCCGCACGACGAGUCCCCCUCACCGAUCAGCUCCGACGGCGAGCCCCUGCCCCUCAACCCAUCACAUUCCCCCCCGCGCAUGUUCCACAUUGGCUCUCAUCACCACCCUUCCGAACAGCAGAGCCCGCCGCACUACUCCGCCGUGCGCACUACGACUACUACCGCCCCAACGUCAGAGUUUGCGUUCACGCCCUCGACGAGCCCCUUCCUCGGGCCUUUGCGCACGCUCAACAUACACUCGGCCAACCCGUCCCGCGCACCGUCGCCUAUCCUCCUCCCGCCGCCCAGCUCGUCGCGGAGCUUUGACCCAAGAGAGCGUGAGCGGGACGGCGGGUUCUUCUUCGGCGCAGACGAGGCGCUGACGCUCCCGCACUCGCGCGCGGGGAGCACGUACGGCAGCCCGCCUGGCUCGGCCUCUGCGUUCCUGCACCACCACCACCAGCGAUCUGGCUCGGGCAAGACGCCCAUAACACACCCUUCCCACCAUCAGAGGCGGAGCGACGGGUACUUCCAGCCGCACCCCGCGUUCCAUACCAGCAACAGCUACCCCUCGUCGACAGCGUCGUCGGGCGGGAUAUCGAGCCAGUUGCCGACGCCGCAGCUCUCGAGCGGGCCGAGCAGUAGUGGGAGCAGCCCCGGGAGCUCGGGGCAUGGGGUCCUACCGGGGUCGGGGUCGGGGUUGAUGGCGCCGCCGUAUAUUGGUGGUCGCGAGCAUGGGGUGGGGCAGGGGCAUGGACAUAGUGGGAUGGGUGUAGGUGGAAGUGGGAGCGCCACCGGCAGUGGGACCCUGAGCGCCUCGAGCUCCCGCGCGCCGUCGCCUUUGCACUGGACGCGUGGGUCGCCGCCCAACUCUGCUUCGAUGAGCAGCCCGCACAGUGCCUCCCAUGCCUCGGGUGGUGUAGGGCAUGGAGCAGGUGGUGGUGGUGGUGUAGGAGCGGGACAUGGAAGUGGAAGUGGAAACCUGCACGGCCCACACCACCUCGCACAUUCGGUACGCAUGGCGUUUGGUAUGACGCCGAUACACCACCACUCGCACCCGCCGUCGCGGCGCUCGAGCCCGCCCCCACCCGUGCUGCCAAGGAACACGUCGUGGUCCGCCUCAGCGUCUAGCUCUGGACUGUUUGGCCACUCGUCUCAGCCACACCAUUACCCCGCAAGCACAGGGACGAUGGGAACGGCGAGCGUACCGCCCAGCAGGUCAGGAUCGCCGAGGAUCAAGCUGCCGCCGCUGAAGACGCUACCUGGCGUUGGGACAGCGUCGGCGUCGUCGACUGUGACGCCUGACUCGGAGGCGCCUACUAGCGGGCUAGGGUUGAUAACUGAGACGAAGGACAUGGAGGAGGACGGGGUAUUAUCGAGUAUGAAGGCGGAGGAAGGCAAGGAGAUGGGGAUAGGGAAAAUAAAUGGCGGGGACAAGGAGAAGGAGAAGGUCGAGCUGCCCGGGUUCAGCGAGUUCGAGGCUGCGACGCGGGCACCGCCGAGUCCUGUUGUUGGGAUUGGGGUUGGUGUGGGAGUAGGAUCGUUGGGAGCAGCGGAGAAGAUGUCGAUUGAUUUCGUGCGGUCGUGA
Cyclocybe aegerita is the source of this 2580-nucleotide messenger RNA. NCBI's taxonomy places the organism in Eukaryota, Fungi, Basidiomycota, Agaricomycetes, Agaricales, Hemipholiotaceae. The record is from the annotation of a GenBank genome assembly.